UGCCGCCGCUCUUCCCGCUGGCCUUCUUCUACGCCCCUCUCGCCCUCGCCACAUUUCCCCCUCCCCCUCCCCUCUUCUCGGCCGGGGGUUGAAGUAGGAGCUGCGAGAUCCAGUGCGCAGGCGCUUAGAGUCAAUCGGUCUGUCCGCUUGCCUGCUCUCGCAUUUGCCGCUACGACUGCCUGAGCGAGCCAGCGAGCGAGAGGGCGUUGAGUGAGUGAGUGAGAGUCGAGUGGAGAGCGAGUGGGUGAAUGAGUGAAAAGUGGGCUGUGCGAGGGUGAGAGUUAAUGGGCGAUGGUGGGCGAGGGGCAGAGAGUGUAGCGCAGCACUGUGGGGGACUACACCGCGGCUUGUCUCUUGUCCAUCUUCUCAGGCAUGGAGAUUGAGUGUGCGGCAGCUUGAAGCUUGAAGCGAGGCGGGCCGCCAGUGCAGCGUUGUGUUGUGUAGUGUAGUGGCCGUCGUCGCGUUGAGGGUAAAUUGUGUAGCACAGCACUUUGACCGAAUGCAAAGCUCGAGCUCGAGCGUACGUGCAGGCAUGAUUUCCCGAGGCGGCAUGCGGAGGAGCUUGCCAGAGCAUGGAUUCUGAGGCUGUGCACGACGAGGUGUUAUAAGCUCCCGCCUGGCUCUCACUUCCUGGCCCGACCUGCGUUGGAUACGUUCUCACAGAGGCGCUGGCGAUUCCCCCACCGAUGAGAUUUGGGUCUAGGUGCGAAGCAGAUAUGGAGCAAUUUGGGACGGGCGAACGCAAGCUGGAACACCAAUGACGUCGGUUCUUGACCGGGGCAGAGGGACGGACGCCGGGGCUGGAGAAUGUCAUCUGGUCGUCAUGUGUGGAAACUUGGUUGGCAAUUGUAAAGUCUAGCUGAAGACACUGGAGAAGCGCCAGGGGGCUCGUUUUGGCAGCCGAGCAGUCAUGGAAGGGACUCUGUCUGCCAUGGACACGCAUCUGGCGUCUACAUUCCAUAUUGGCCAAAGCAACGAGGAGAUGAAGCAUCUCUUGAUUUGCGCGACGCUGGAGCUGGAAUCCGCGAAGGCCGAGGGCCAGAUCCACGAAGCGAAGGUGCGGCACCACGAGGCGCGAGUGCGGCAUCUGGAGGAGGUGUUGAGUAAGAUGCGCAAGGAGAGGGAUGAGUAUAGGGACAAGUGCAAUCAGCUUCAGGCCAGGAGCAGCAUCAGCAGCAGCAGCAGCUGGAUUUGCAACAUUUGGAAAUGCAGCAGCAAAUCCACGGGCACCAUCUCGAGCUGCAGCCGCAUCACAUGAUCGAUAUGCCGGAGCUCCGGCAGGACCCGACCCACAUGUCGUCCCAGCAAUUGGACCAGUUCCAGCAGCAGAUUGACAUGCAGCAGCACCCGGGCGACCAAGCGCGCGAGCAGCUGGCCCUGGACAUGCACUCGCCCGACCGCCAAUCGGCCAAUGCGCAGUGCACCGAAGGCCUGAAUCCCGGCAGCGUCACCAGCACUCCGUGGAGCGACUUCCCCACCGGCGUGCAGAUGAAGAUGCGCGGAUCCGACCAAUCGUGCUCCAUCCUCGACGAGUCCCUCCGGCUGCACAUGGAUUUUCCGCAGGACGUCUCGCGAGCCCGCCUGGACCACAAUUCCCCGAGCCUUGAAGAAUUUCACGACCACCAGAUGCAAUUGCAAUUGCAGCAGCAGCAACGACAGCAUCAACAUCAACAUCAACAGCAGCAACAGCAACAACAGCAGCAGCGGCAGGAAUCAGAGCAGCUGUUGGCGCACAUGCAGCACCAGCAGCGCAACUCCCCGGCCUCGCAAUGCUGCACGAUCAAUUCGUCGCAGUGUUCCACAAUUCAUAUGGGCGACGAGCAGGCCUGCCACUCGGGGCUAUCGGAGGGGCGCGACGUGGGCGUGCACGGCAUGUCGGUCCUGCCGCACUCGAGCUGGCAAAUGCCGCCACACUCGAGCUCGCUGAUGCAGAACGGGCUCGUGUCCUCGUCGGUUUCCAACUUAGACAUCGACGCGUACGCGAUGGUGUCGCCCGCCAUACCGACGCACCACCAAUCGGCCCCCCAACUUCUGCAGAGCGGAUCGGCCGUGGCGUCGAUUCUGAGCCCGCUGGAGAGAUAUGGCGAUUCGCCAUCGAGCAGCCUGCUGUCGCCGAGGCCGAUGCAUCUGCCAGUGCCGCCCGAGGCCGAUAUGCAGCACAUUCUGAAUUCGCUUCCGGAGAAGGGCAAAUUGCUGCAGGCCGUGAUGAAGGCGGGGCCAUUGCUGCAGACGCUGCUGCUGUCGGGGCCGCUGCCGCAGUGGCGCCACCCGCCGCCGGCGAUGGACUCAGUGGAGAUUCCCCGAGUGUCCAUGAGCUCGGCGAGCCUGGCGGUGCCGUCGCUGGAGCAGCACUCGAGCCCCGUGAGCGGCAUGGGGCGCAACGGGGGCAGCGCUUACAGCAGCCACGGCAUGCGCAUGUCGAUGCACAACACCGCGGCGUCCAACGGGGGGCUAUGCCACGCCAUGUCGCUGCCGGUGGCCGGCAUCAGCACGGGGCUAAACCCGCCCCUGGGGUCGCAGAGAUCGUUGCCCCAACGAUUACCCCUGUCAAAUAGCCACCUGAGCCACGAUAUGAGCCUCCUGGGACCGCCUCUGAAAUACGCCAAAAUACACUAAGCCUAAGCUAAAACCCGAUGAUUCUUUCACACCCCCACCCCCAACCCCAACCCCUUUCCCCUGCCCCUGCCCCUGCCCCUUCCCCACCCCCCGUCUUGUACAUUUGUUCUUGUCUAAGCUUACAGUCAGCCAACAGUUAUACUUCAUUUAUGGGGAUCGUCCCCUUGUUCUUCACAGAAAGCAAAGGAUUUUUGCGACCUGAGUUGAGAUGAGAUGAGUUGUAAUUUAUUCACACCGUUGUAUAGUCGAACAGGUGAAACUCCCGUCUGCCGUACAGCUUGCUCACAAUAUAGUGCUGCCGCGGCUGGUCCGCGGUGACGGACCAGCGCAGCGUGGCGGAUAGUUUUAGUGGCGGAUUGGCAGAAGUGAUGUGCUUUUGUGACAACAAUCAGUAGGUGAGAUCGUGUAGGCCUGUUUUUGACAACUGCACUUGUAGGCUAGAAGUGAAUUGAGAAGGUGGUGGUGUUCUGAUUUGCUGCCGAGCCCCGCCCCGCCUGCCGGUGCCUCAGAUUGUGCAUUUACUCAUUCGGGUGGCACGCCGGUCGGCUGCUCGCUCGGCUGUGUCCUCGAGAGGACGGUCUAUGAAACGAUACUCGCGCCAAUCAACGAGUUUUGCACCUGUGGGGCUGCAGUUGAGCACUCACAUUCUGUUGGAGAAAUUCUCCUUGUUAAAUAAAUUUAAAGGGUUUUCAUCAC
Molecule: messenger RNA, 3312 nt
Organism: Marchantia polymorpha subsp. ruderalis
Lineage: Eukaryota; Viridiplantae; Streptophyta; Marchantiopsida; Marchantiales; Marchantiaceae
Source: the annotation of a GenBank genome assembly